GGCACUUCCUGUUUUCUACAGUUGUCGCUCAUGAACAGAGAAGUUUGGCUUAAGAAAGAAAAAAACUUACUUUUAAGAUGACUUUUCCUUCGAAGGCAACUAGAUUGCUUACCAGAAAGGAAACCCAGAGCUGAGGGAGAAGGACACUGCUUGGCCCAUCUAGUCUCCUGAGCUUCUACAAGACACUUGAACUUGGACAGAAAUGUUAAGAAAAUCCUUCUUUGUGGGCCAAUGGUUACAGGAAGCUCAUUACAGACCAUGUUGUGUGAUGAGGUGUUUCCAGCCCUAGUGUGUAUAGGAAGUGCUUUACGGACUUCAUUUUGUGAUAAGGUUCUUAGGGUAGCCUUCCCACAAGAAGAGGACGACAGUAUGUUCGGCUUUGGUCUUCCCGUUUGGAAAAGAAAUAUCUUCUACUGAGAUCUAGAAAAGUGGGCCACUUUGACUCACCACAAUGGACUUUUUAAAGUACAACAGCCAAGCCCUUAUUCAAAGGAUGGGCAUAGUAGUUACAAGGCAAAUCUGUGAUGACCUAUUUGCAUUGAACGUUCUCAACAAUGAAGAAGCUGCCAUCAUUUUCUGUGAGCCACUGGAGCAGGAAGCCGCGCGGAAGAUCAUCCACAUGAUUUUGCAGAAGGGCUCGGCUGCCUGCAACCUUUUUCUUAAGAGUCUUGAAAACUGGAACUAUUUUGUGUAUCAGGACUUAACUGGACAAAAUCUUUUUUAUCAGAACAAAGAAGAAAACUUGAAUGUUUUGGCCCAGAAUUUAAAAUACCUAUACCAAAGCCCUGCUUUUCUGAACUUCUUUCCCCUGGGUAACGAUAUCGACAUCAUUUUUAAUCUGAAGAUCACCUUCACAGAACCUGUCUUGUGGAAGAAGGACCAUCGUCAUCACCGUGUGGAGCAGCUGACUUUGGGCAGCCUGCUGGAGGCUCUUGAGAGCCCCUGCCUAAUUGAAGGGGAGUCUGGCAAAGGGAAGUCCACCUUGCUGCAGAGAAUUGCCAUGCUCUGGGCGUCUGGGGAGUGCACGGCUCUGAAUCGGUUCAAAUUGGUCUUCUUCAUCCGCCUGAGCAGUGCCAUGGGUGGACUAUUUGAAACAUUGUGUGAUCAGCUCUUGAACUUACCUGACUUCAUCAGCAAGCCAACCUUCAUGGCUCUGCUGGGGACGCUACACAAGGAGGUCCUCUUCCUCCUUGAUGGUUACAACGAAUUCCAUCCCCGGAACUGCCCAGAAAUUGAGGCCCUAAUAAAGGAAAACCAUCGUUUCAAAAACACAGUCAUUGUCACCACCACCACAGAGUGCCUGAGACAUAUCAGACACGUUGGCGCCCUGACUGUGGAGGUGGGAGAUAUGACCGAAGACAGCGCCAAAUUUCUCAUCCAGGAAGUGCUGAUAAAUGAGCUGGCUGAAAGCCUGCUGUUCCAGAUUCAGGAGUCCACGUGCUUGAGAAAUCUGAUGAGGACCCCUCUCUUCGUGGUGAUCACCUGUGCAAUCCAGAUGGGCAGAAAGGAAUUUAAAGCUCAAACACAAACCAUGCUGUUUGAAACCUUCUAUGACCUCCUGAUACAGAAAAACAGGCACAGACACAGAGGGGGAACUUCAAGUGAUUUUGUCAGGAACCUAGACUACUGUGGAGACCUUGCCCUGGAAGGUGUGUUCUCCCACAAGUUUGAUUUUGAACAUGAGGAUCUGUCUAGUAUGAAUGAGGACAUCCUGGUGACAACUGGGCUCCUCUGUAAGUACACAGCCCAGAGGCUGACGCCCAAGUAUAAAUUUUUUCAUAAAUCAUUUCAGGAGUAUACAGCGGGUCGGAGACUCAGCAGUUUGCUGAUGUCCAGAGAGCCAGAGGAGGUGAGCAAGGGAAAUAGCUACUUAGAGAAAAUGGUUUCCAUAUCCGACAUCACAUCCCUGUAUGGCAAUCUGCUCCUGUAUACUUGUGGGUCAUCCAUAGAAGCAACCAGGGCUGUCAUGAGGCACCUUGCAAUGGUAUAUCAGCAUGGCAGCCUACAAGGACUUUCUGUCACCAAGAGGCCUCUCUGGAGGCAGGAAUCAAUACAAAACCUGAGAAAUACCACUGAGCAAGAUCUUCUGAAAGCCAUCAAUGUAAAUUCCUUUGUAGAGUGUGGCAUCAAUUUAUUCUCGGAGAGUAUAUCUAAAUCAGCCCUGAGCCAAGAAUUUGAAGCUUUUUUUCGAGGUAAAAGUUUAUACAUCGACUCGGAGAACAUCCCUGACUACUUAUUUGACUUCUUUGAAUACUUGCCUAAUUGUGCAAGAGCGCUGGCCUUCGUGAGGCUGGAUUUCUAUGGAAGAGCUACAGCGUCACAGGACAAGGCAGGAGAGAAUGGCCCUGGAGUUCACACCGAAGGGGCCUCAGAAAUCUACAUUCCCAGCAGGGCAGUGUCUUUGUUCUUCAACUGGAAGCAGGAAUUCGAGACUCUAGAGGUCACACUCCGAGAUAUUAACAAGUUGAGUAAACAAGAUAUCAAACAUCUGGGGAAGAUCUUCAGCUCUGGCACCAAUCUCCAGCUGUGUGUAAAGAGAUGUGCUGCCGUGGCUGGAAAGUUCAGCGCAGUCCUCAGAACCUGCAAAAACCUCCAUUCCCUCAGGGUGGAAGCUAGUGCCCUCACCUCGGAUGACGAGCAGCACAUCACAUCUGUAACAAACCUCCAGAACUUAAGCAUUCACCACCUGCACACUCAACGGCUGCCAGGUGGUCUGGUUGACAGCUUGGGGAAUCUGAGGAACCUCGUGAAGCUCAUACUGGACGACAUUAGGAUGAACGAGGAAGAUGCUAAAAGCCUAGCGGAAGGCCUGCGAAACCUGAAGAAGAUGCAUUUAUUCCAUUUGACUCGUUUGUCUGACAUUGGGGAGGGGAUGGAUUACAUAGUCAAGUCUCUCUCAGAAGAACCUUGUGAGCUACAAGAGAUGAAGUUGGUGUCCUGCUGUCUGACUACAAAUUCUGUGAAAACUCUAGCACAGAAUCUUCACAAUUUGGUAAAGCUGAGCAUUCUUGAUAUAUCAGAAAAUUACCUGGAAAAGGAUGGAAAUGAAGCUCUCCAGGAACUGAUCGGCAGGCUUGGUGUUCUGGAACAGCUAACCACAUUGAUGCUACCUUGGUGCUGGGAUGUGUAUGUCAACCUACCCAAGCUGUUGAAGCAAUUGGAGGGGGCCCCAGGGCUUGCCAGACUUGGAUUGAAAAACUGGAGACUCGGAGACAAAGAGAUUAAAAGUUUAGGUGAAUUUUUGGAGAUGAAGCCUCUGAGACACUUGCAGCAGUUGGAUUUGGCGGGACACCGCGUGAGCAGUGACGGAUGGCUUUCCUUCAUGGAUGCGUUUGAGAAUCUCAAGCAGUUAGUAUUUUUUGACUUUAGCACUGAAGAGUUCUUACCGGACCCAGCUCUGGUGAGGAAGCUGAGUCAAGUGUUAUCUACGUUAACUCUGCUGCAAGAGGCAAGGCUCACAGGCUGGGACCUUGACAACUACGAUGUAGGCAUUAUUCAAGGUGCCUUCAAACUAGUGACUGACGCCCCCAAGCCGCCAAAUACUCCCUGACUUUCAGUGAAUUGUUAAAAACCAUGCAGAAGUGGGGCUGCAGAGAUGGCUCAGAGGUUAAGAGCACUGGCUGUUCUUCUACAGGACCUGGGUUUGAUUAGCAGCACCUACAAGGUAGCUCACAACCAUCCCUAACUCCAGUUCAAGGGGAUCCAACAUCUUCUGAUCUCUAUGGAUACCAUGCAGGCAGAACACUCAUAUACAUUAAAUAAAAUUUUAAAAUACUUUUAGAAAAUCUUGAAGAAGGAAGUCAAAGAAGAAAAAGAAAGGGAAGGGGCUUGAGAAACGAGUUUGGUCUCAUCUCUGCACACAGGGCAGUCUCCUGACCUUCAGCUGUGUGUUUGUUACUUGGCCUCAAGAAUACAGGGUCACCAAACCUUGAGAUACCCUGUUCAUCUGUCCUUAGUGCAGUACUGGGCCUAUAUAGACUCAACAAGUACUUGAUAAAUACAUGACAACUAAAUUACCAAGAAAUCAAAUUGUCUAGAGAACAGGCUUCAUAUAUGCUAUUUAAUUUAGCUUAAUUAAAACACUUUGGAAUGUAUAGAGUACGUUCUCACAUGAAAAGCAUUCUCAGAUUUCAAAGAGGCGUCCUUUAAAAAAAAAAACAAAACCACUGAUUUGUGUGUAUGUCGUGUAUAUACCAUGGUGGACCUGCAGGGUCAAAGGUACAACUUGUGGGAGUUUGCUUAACUCAGGUCACUGGGCUUUGUGGUAUUAAGUGUCCUUGUCUGCUGAGCUGUUGGCCAGCCCCAAAUGGGCAUUUCUUGUCAAGCAAAAGUUGGCAGUUUAAAAGCUGCUUAAUUAGAGGCUCCAAACUCAGGAUGUCUUCCAGGAGUUCAUGUGAUCACUGUGAUUCCAACUUUGACCUCCGAAACCAAGGUCGAAAGGAAAACUGUCUCUUAUUCUUUUGUACCCCACCACUGUAUGAGGGAUACCCUGCUCUAAUAUUUUUGUCUAUCACCUUCCAAAAUAACCACCUUUCAUAUAAAGUCUAACAACAAAAAAAACCCUCUCUUGUCUAAAGAUGGAAAAAUCCAAAGAAUCUGGGAGAGCUGGGGGCAAAACGCCUAGAAUGAAGUUAGCCUGCAGUUUGUCUUCUGGCCUCAUGGUUCCUCAAGGGUGCUGCUGUAGGUCUAUAUGUCUAUAUGUUGUGGUCAUGUUAAAAAAAAAAAAAACUGAGUAUAUUGUGGUCAUGUUAAAAAAAUUCUGGUUAUAGAACUACUUAGCAGUUGGACAUAUAUUGUACAGAUUUAAUUGUAAAAUUUUAGAUAAUUUGUAAAUCAAUUCAUUCCUUCCCCUCCCUAACUGUACAAAUGAGAGAGCUCAGAGAAGAUAAAUGACAUCCGUGCCCAUGACUACCAAACUUUGAUAUACAAGUAUACCAGGAUUGGAAUAAAAUUCUUUUGCCUAGUCCAGUCA
Molecule: messenger RNA, 4972 nt
Organism: Grammomys surdaster
Lineage: Eukaryota; Metazoa; Chordata; Mammalia; Rodentia; Muridae
Gene: Nlrc4
Product: NLR family CARD domain containing 4
Exons: 10
Coding region: 452-3550 (1032 amino acids)
Biological process (GO): defense response to bacterium; regulation of apoptotic process; detection of bacterium
Source: RefSeq, a predicted model, not a curated record